Molecule: messenger RNA, 2546 nt
Organism: Ostrinia furnacalis (Asian corn borer)
Lineage: Eukaryota; Metazoa; Arthropoda; Insecta; Lepidoptera; Crambidae
Exons: 2
Coding region: 133-2379 (748 amino acids)
Source: RefSeq, a predicted model, not a curated record
AUUUCACACUCGAUGCUUCAAAAUGUGUGACAUUUCAAAAUCUUCGACAUAACCCUUUAUUUUUAGUUACUACUCAGACCUAGCGGACUUCACUCAUCUUCAGCGGUCUACCGAUGUACAAAUAAAAUCACAAUGAAACAAGUUACACUUUGUACGGUGUUAGUGUCUCUACUGAUAUACAGUUCGGAAGCAGUGAAUAUACUAUCGCGUCCGUCGGUUUUUGUGGUUACCCCAUCGCCGCGGUCACAAUCAAACAAUGAAGCGCGUUCGGCUCCGUUUUACUACCACAAUUGGAUGAGAAGAAUAGAUUCGCCUCACAACGCUACCACGACCACAACGACGCCAAAGGUGAAGACCCCAGACUUAAUUUUCGCAGAGUUUGAAUCCGAUGAUGGGAACAACAUGCGAAAAUCUAUUCGAAAAUUAUUGGAACAGGAGAGAGUCGCUGCCAAGACAUCGACGACGUCGACUACCACAACCACGACCUCGCAGCUAAUAUACGUACCUGAAGAAAACGUUAAUGAUGUGGUAUAUUCAGUUCCAAAGAAGGAAAUAAAAGACGAUAACGAUCAAAACAGUGAAGUGGAUAAAACAGACUAUUUCGCAUUGUAUAACAAUUUGUAUAAUUCUCCUGUGUAUUUACCCAAAACGAGCUCCACGACUUCUACGACCACUACGACAACGACAACUACGCCUGCACCAUCUAAUGUCGAAAAUAUUUGGCAUAUUAUUGAUAACGAAAGACACAAUCAGUAUGUUGAUAAAUGGGAAGAAGUGGCAAUUACUUCAAACAAAGACGAAAAUGAUGCGACUGAAAAAUCUCAAGAAAACGUUUUCACAACGACUGAAGACACUCAGGUUAAUGAAGACUUCGCCUUACCAGGAUUUGGCACGAAUCCUGGCAACGGAGCUGAAAAUGAAUCAAGAGCGAUUCGGACUGAACCUAACUUCCGUUUUCCAUAUGUCAGCCUGAAACCAUUUCAAGUAAAAAACUCAAAGAAACCGAUGUACGAUGUAUAUUCCAAUAGCAAAAAGAGUAAUAUGUUUACGAAUUUAGACAACUUUAAGGAAAUGAAAAAUCCAGUGAGAGGGGAGGUUCAAGACACUGUACAUAUGCAACAACCAAUUGAUCGGUACAAUCCGGCACAACCUUAUUUACCAAGUGAAUAUGGAAGUAAAUCAAAGCAAUCGAGCCCUAAUUCAGCGCCACCCAAGGCGGUGGCAAGUUUGGUGCCUCCACCUCCUCCACCACCGAAAGCAACUGGAGAUGAUUUUCCAAUACCAACUAAUUACGAAUCCUUUCCACCGUAUCCCCCAUCAGCACCAUCGCCGGUGGCAGCACCAGCGCCACCACCACCUUCGCCAACACUAAGUCCUCCAGUGUCAAUGUAUCGACCUCCAGCUGAUACUUCAGAUGAUUCGGGACCGGACACGUCUGAUAACUCCAAUGAUUCUCCAAUGGACUUAGGUUAUAGAUAUAAGCCCCCUUCAUUAUCCUUCGUUCCUACACUACCGCCUGUGAACAAACCUUUCUCUGGAUAUUCCUACGGCAAACCAGGAGGCGCUGCCGAUACACCACCAGCUAUGGAUACUCAUGGAUAUACUUACAAGAAGCCUUCAAUGUCGUUUGACUCACCCCCGAGCAUGGAUAUGGGUGGUUAUAGUUAUAACAAACCUCAAAUGGAUUCACCGCCUGCUUCAGAUGACAAACCUGAUCUCCAUGGCUAUUACGAUAAGCCACCAGAAGACCACCACCAUCCAAGCUAUGAUCAUCAUGGUCCUCCAUCGUAUGGUCAUGAUAGUGACUAUCCAGAAUUAAUAUUUAACAAACCCAACGGUGAUAUGGAUAGCGGUAAAGGUGGCAAUGAUAUGAAAGGAAAUGAUAUGUCUGUAAUGGCACCACCACCACCACCACCGUCUGAUGAAAAACCAGGAAUGGAUUCAGGACCUCCAAUGGAUGAUAGCGGUUUUCCUCAUGAUUUCCCAAGCAGUUUUAAAUUCCAUCAUCAUGGUUUCGACGACGACCACGAUUUUCAUCAUUAUCAUCAUCCCACAACAACAACUACUACAGAGACCCCUCGUGUUAAUAGGUACAGUUACUAUUAUUUAGGCAAAAAAUUGUAUUACUUACCGUUGUAUUUUAGUGUCUACUUUAUUGUAUACGUAGGAGCCCUUAUCAUUAAAGCGGUCCUUCGGCACAAAAUUGUGUAUCCGAACAGUUGGCGACCGAAUGACACAACAGCUUCAUUCUUCUCCAAACGAUCAGUAGACUCAUGGAAUCUUACAAACGAGAACUUACACGAAGUUACUGGGAGAGUGACGAAAGCUAUUGCUGAAGCUGCGGAAAAAUACAUGAAUGAAAAGGCGAAAACUGAAUAAAAGAGGAAUUUAAUUGUGUAAACAACAAAAGCCAUGUAAAUAUUAGUGUUAAGUUUUUAGGGUGUUGUGAACUGGACAUGCUUAAUAAGCGGAAGUAACUACGGUACUUAAUUUGAAAAUUAAACAGAGUUCAUUGUCACAACAUAAAUAAUAAAGUUUAAUGUUAU